Cavenderia fasciculata is the source of this 6294-nucleotide messenger RNA. RefSeq lists its product as uncharacterized. Lineage: Eukaryota; Evosea; Eumycetozoa; Acytosteliales; Cavenderiaceae. The transcript has 4 exons. The coding region runs from base 1 to 6294 and encodes 2097 amino acids. Gene Ontology annotation, molecular function: protein serine/threonine kinase activity. Gene Ontology annotation, cellular component: cytoplasm. The record is from RefSeq and is a predicted model, not a curated record. Gene Ontology annotation, biological process: peptidyl-threonine phosphorylation.
AUGGCAGAGUUACAAAGCACACCACAAGAUAUCAUACCAAUAAAUAGUGUAGAUGAUAUUCGUAAUGCCAUUCUAACAUCUAAAGUAACACUUACCGUUGCUCAUCAUAUUCUCAAUUCACCUUUAAAAGAUGAAUUCAUUACUAGUUUCUUUAUAUUAUUAAAUUCUGUUGAUGUUCAUUCAACAGUAAAGACAGUAUUUUUAUGUGCAUGUUUCCAAAACAAGUUAUAUUCUUUGGCCACCACGGUGUUGGAGACCAACAAGAUCACUUUUGUAGAGAUAUUAAAGUGUUUAAAGAUUUUAGACUCGAAAAGAGCCAUCACACAACUAAAGAAGAAAUUGGAAACACUAAAGACCAAUCAUGACCAAAGAAAGGAACGUAUUAAAAAGGUCUCUGAUGCUUUCUUGGCUGAAAAGGAAAAGGAAAAGCAAGAAAAGAAUGUAAAUAAUAAUAAUAAUAAUAAUAAUAAUAAUAAUAAUAAUAAUAAUAAUAAUAAUAAUAAUACGGAUAAUACUUCAAAAGAUGAAUCAUUGGAAGAUAAAAUGAAGGAAUUAUCAACUUCUUCUGAAGUAGUUGAACCAAAGAAGACUAAACCAACCAAACCAGUUGCUGCAGUUGUCCCAACUAGAACCGUAAGAGGUGGUAGAGGUGGUGCUGUAAGAGGAAGAGGUGGAAGAGGUGCUGCUCCUGUAAGAGGUGGUAGAGGUGGUAGUAGAGUACCAAGACCUUCAACAGCAUUUGCUGCAGUUGCCGUUGUUGAAGAUGAAGAUUCAGAAGAAAAGAAAGAUGAAUCAACCUCCACCACUGAAGCUACUGAAGUUACUCCAGCCAUACCAAAGAAAUUAAACAAAGCUGAAAAGAAAGCAAGAGAAGAUAAAUUUGAUCGUCGUCAUCAAAUAUCAGUAUCCAUGUUGGAAAACAAGAUCAAAGAGUUGGAAGCACACGAAUACCAAGGAUCAUUGAGUGGUAAUAUAGUACGUCUCUUUAAAAAGUGGUUCAACACAGUCUCUGAAAAGACAUUGGAAUACUUUGCAUUGGGUCAACCAAAGGAGACUUGGAAAGAGAUUGCCGACCUUUUGCAUUUGGCUCCAUCUGAUUUCAAGUAUCCAUGGUUCUUGGACGUGAUGUUUGGCAAGCCUGCACCAGAGGGAACAUCGGUCCGUGCCUUUGACGAUGCAUUGGCCAAGCCAGACGUGACAUCGGACACGUUGAAGCCAUUGGUCGAACAAUUCAAACCACCAUACUCUUUUGUGAGAAAGCGUAUCGAUGCCAAGUUGUCCGACGCUCUCUUGUCGACCGUCGCACGUUACGAAGAGCUGAAUAUCGUCAUUUGGUGGUACCACGAGUUUAGCAAGCACCCAUCCUACGAGAAUGACUCGAUCAUCGUUGACCGUAUCAACAAGGAGAUUCUCAGUCGUCCAGCCUCUGAACCGAUCAAUCUCAGCAUUGCUGUCGGUACUCUGAUCGACAAGUUGAUGGAGUUGUCCCAAAAGCAACGUACCAACCAGCCCAUCUUCCGUGCACUCCUCCAAGUCACCUUGCGCAAGCUCAAUCACUUUUCCGAGCGAUUCUCGUUGCCCCCACCAGUUGCAACACUCGGUGAUUGCAGUGGUUCGAUGGAAGUGGCUGUCCGUCUCGCCACCAUCUGCGGGUUCCUCGUCACCAACCUCACACCCAAUGCCACGCUCUCCUUUUUCAACACUGGCAGUAUUCCAUCGCCAGUUGAUCUCGAUUCCUUAGAGGCACUAUUUAGUUUCCCAGUGAGAGCCGAGGGUGGUACCUCGCCAGCUGCCGGUCUAUGGCCAUACCUCAGAGACAAGAUUCCUCUCAAAUACCUCGUCGUUGUCACCGAUGAAGAGGAGAAUCAAAACUGUCAAGGUCUCAAUUUCACCAAAAUGUACAAAAGAUAUCUCGACGAGGUUGCACCCAAAUGCAAACUCAUCUUUAUCUCUUUCCUCCAUCACCUUGGCAAGGGUCAAAUGGUCACCGAGAUCAAGUCUCAACUAGCCAUUGAACCACUUCAAUUUGUACUUGAUCGUUCAAAUCCAGAUGUUACCAAAAUUGAUCAUAUGUUGACAACUCUAUCUUGUGAAUCUGAUUUAUUCAAAACACAACAUGAUUUAUUAUGUACAAUUCAAUCAAUGUUUGGAUUAAAUUUCUUUUUGAAAUAUGUUUCAGAGAAUAAGGAUAAGUUUUUCACUUAUCCAUUCAAUGUUGAAAUGGUUGUAAUGAUCAUUCAACAUUUGGUUAAAUUCUAUAAAAAGACAUUGCCAACUGACAAGGGUGACUUGUACGACCACUUUAAUGCCCGUGUAUUCAAUGCAUCCAAUUGCUUGCAAAUGAUCAAAGAAUACGUUAAAAAGUUGUCUGCCGUUUCACACGAGUGUGAUAUGACUGCUCUUGCAGCAAUGGUCGAUGAAGCCACCAAAACAUUCAACACUAUGGCCAGUGAAAAGGGUGUUGAUUUCUUUUCAAAUCUCAUCGACAAUUUGGAACCAAGUCUAUUGGUCAAGAUCCCAACCAAUAACCUUUACAAACCAAACCUAGUUCAAUCAAUUGGUUCUGUUCCAGAUACUACAGUUGACCCAAACAACAACAACGCAUCUGUUACCAAUGGUAUGGACUCUGAUAUAAAGAUCAAAGAUAAAAUUAUCGACGCGUCUCUAACCAUCCCCGAUAUAAGCUUGAUUUUGAGAUCCAAUGUCAAAACCAAGUUUAUUCCAAUCUUUUUAUUAUUAUUAAAUAAUUUAGAUUUGGCCAGUAAAAUUAAGAUUAAUACAUUGUGUGCAGCAUUUGAGACCAAGUCAUUUUCAUUUGUUCAUCUUAUUCUUUUCAAUAAGAAAUAUGGUUUCAAAGAAGUUGCAAAAGCUAUAAAGAUUCUAGAUAGCAAGAGAGAAAUUAAAUCUUUAGAAGCUAAAUUGGCAAAGGCAAUUAAAACAAAUGAUGCCAGAGAUGAAGCUCUCAAAGCAAUCUCUGAUAAAUAUCAUCAAGAAAAAUUAAAACAACAACAAGAUCCAAAUAAUAAUAAUAAUAAUAAUAAUAAGAAAAAGGAAGAGGUGGAAGAGAAAAAGGAGGAUCAAGUUCAAGAUCCAAAUAAUAAUAAUAAUAAUAUUACUGAAUGGCCAGCACCAACAGCAACUACUACAACUACAACUACUACUACUACUACAACUGAAACGACAACUACUACAACUACAGCUACACGUGGAGGUGCCACUAGAGGUAGAGGUGGAUCAAGAGGUAGAGGUGGUAGAGGUGGAAGAGGUGGUAGAGGUGGAUCAAGAACUUCAAAACCAAUUGUCAAAAAGGUCGAGGGUGAAGAGUCAAAUGAUUCAUGUGAUAAUGAAAAAAAAGAAAAAAAAGAAAACAAAAAAGCAAGAGAAUCAUUAAUGAAACAUAGAUUUAAUGCAAGUUUGGAAUCACUUAGAUCAAGAAUUGAAAUACUUAAAAAGAAUGAAUGUAAUGGAUCAUUGACUGGAAGUAACAUUCGUAUCUUUAAAAAGUGGCUCAAUACAUUCCCAGAAAAGACAUUGGAAUACUUUGCAUUGGGCCAACCAAAGGAAACUUGGAAAGAAAUGGCUGACCUUUUACAUUUGGCUCCAUCUGAUUUCCAAGCAGAUUGGUUCCUCAAUGUAAUGUUUGAUAAUAAGGAUCAUGGAAGUGUAGUUGUCAAUGCAUUUGCAGAGGAAGGUUUAACGGUCGAUCAAAUGACAGAAUUGAUCAAAACACAUAAACCAUCAUACUCUUUUAUUAGAAAGAAGAUAUCACCUGCCGAGUUUACCGAUGACCUUAAAUACCUCAUUGCAUCGUAUGAAGAACUAUCUGUUGUUCUUUGGUGGUACCAUGAAUUGUCAACUUUUGAAGUUGAUCAAUUAAUCUCCCAGAGAUUAUUGUCUGGCGAUCUGCUUGCCGAACAAUCUAGUAACACUAAUAGCACAGAAUCAUCAUCUACCACCAAUGUAGUAACAUGUGGUACACUAUUAGAGAAAGCAAUGUAUUUCCAAAAACAAGGUAUUCCAAUCGACAUUUUACCGGUACUAGUAGAGUCUAUUAAAAAGUUGACAAACAAGUUUACUCUGCCACCACCCGUUGCAACACUUGGUGACUGUUCCAAUAGUAUGGAAGUAUCGAUUCGUCUAUCCACCAUUAUUUCAUCGCUCGUCACUUCAAUGACACCAAAUGCUUCGUUACGUUUCUUUAAUCAAGCUCCUAUUUGGGCACCUAUCAAUCCACGUGUCCUAUCCGAAGUGUUUAAUGUGUCGAAUAUUAUCCAGGCGAGUGGCAGCACUGCCCCAUCAGCAGGUCUCUACCCAUUCUUUGAGAAUGGAGACAAGCUCAAGUUUGUAGUAUUGGUUAGUGACGAGGAGGAGAACCAGUUGUACAAGGGCUACAACUUUACCAAACUCUACCAAGAGUAUCUCCAAAAGGUUGCUCCAGACUGUCGUCUAGUGUUGGUUUCUUUCCUCCGUCAACACGAUGAAGGUCAACUAAUGACAGAGAUCCAAGAGACACUUGGUAUCAAACCCAUCCACUACCGUCUCGACAAGAAUAGACCUGAUAUCACCAAGAUUGACGACCUCUUGACCACACUCUCUUGUCAAUCAGACAGUUUCCGUUAUCAAGUGCAAGCAUUACAGUUGAUGAUCGAGAUGCUCGGUGAAAAGUACUAUGCCAAAUUUAUCAAACCCAACGAACACAAAUACUUUACCGAAUCGUUUACCUUUGAAAUCCUAUUUGAUACUCUUAAUGUAUUGAACGACUUUUUAAGCGAAGGUAUCGAGGAGGAGGAUGAAGAGACACAGCAAACCUUGAUCAACCAAGUCACCACCUUUGGAGGUGCUAAACUCGCCAAAUAUAUCACUGAUCUCAUCGAGACGAUUGCCCACGCUCAAGGAUUCUCUGAUUUGUCCAAAGCAAUGGAGACAUUACUCAAACAGUCACUUGACAAUCCAUCGCUCACGGAAUUUGUAAAGAUUCAAAAGUUUGUAGAGCUGGUAGAACAAGUCAGCGUCGAUCAAUCACUCUACACUUCAAACGCUCAAAAGAAACAACUUGCUCAAGACACUGCUAGCAAUGAAGUAGAUGCAGUUGGUGGUAGUUCAACAGCAGUGACAACUACCCAUGUCUCCAAUUCAUUGACCAACCGUGAAAAAACCCAACUCAAUGAAAUGGAACUAAACAUUUUGUUUGGGUAUGUUAAGGAUCUCUCGACAUUAAAGGCAUGUUCAUUGGUCAACAAGUUGUGGAGAAAGGUAACACUCUAUCCAACUCAUUGGACAAGAUUUAUUGGUAAUAUCGGUGGAGAUGAACGUGACUUGGAUCUAGUGUUUUUGGUCGAUAAUACCGGUAGUAUGAGUGGAGAGAUUGAACAAUGUAAAGACAAAAUCAAAGAGAUUGUAGAUGAUAUCUCUGCCAUUGGUAAUGUCAAUGUACGUGUUGGUAUGGUGUUUUACAACGAUCAUCCAGUUUCCAAUGUCUGCCAAGUGUUUGACUUUACAGAUAAUAUCGCCAAGAUGAAGACACAGUUGUCUUCGGUCACAGUAUACGGUGGUGACGACGAGCCAGAAGCCAUGGCCGAUGGUUUCUACGAGGUCAACAAACUGUCAUUCACACCCAACUCUACCCGUGUGUUGGUAUUGAUUGGUGACGCCAAUCCACACGGUUUCGGAGGUAAUGGUGAUCAUUAUCCAGGUGGAUGUCCAUGUAACCACGAUAUCAUAGAGUUGGCUAGAAAGUUGGUCAUCGAGAAGCGAGUCACUAUCUACUCGGUACUGUGUCGUCCAGCCAACCACACAUAUCAAGUAUUUUCAGCCUUGUCUGAUCUCUCUGAGGGUCGUCUCUUUACUCUAAGCAAUGCCGCAGAAUUGAGUUUUGUCAUUACUGGCUCGGCCAAGGAACGUUUACAUCUCGACAACAUUGUCCCAGUUGUCAUGAAGGAAAUUGAAAUGAUCCAACUCUCAAUGCCACUCAUCUCCAAGGAAGAAGCAAUCUACCGUGCAUCAUUUGAACUACGUAAAAAGGGUGUCACCGUUCCAAGACAUCGUGAAAGUAAAAUGGCACUCGCUUUCGAAAAGGAAGAUACCUACCAUUCCAUCGUCAGAUCAAGUACCUAUGCUGAAUACAAAGCCAAACAAUUACAAUCAAAAACUAAUCCAAAGGUUUUAAAGACAAAGAAAUCUCAUUCCCCUUCUACCGCUACCACAGAAUCUGAUCCAAAUAUUAAAUUUGAACAAGAACCAAUCACUAUUUUAGAUAUUCAAAAAAUUGCAAAGAAAUUAAAGUUUAUAAAUUAA